Molecule: messenger RNA, 1091 nt
Organism: Branchiostoma floridae (Florida lancelet)
Lineage: Eukaryota; Metazoa; Chordata; Leptocardii; Amphioxiformes; Branchiostomatidae
Exons: 5
Coding region: 57-716 (219 amino acids)
Source: RefSeq, a predicted model, not a curated record
UAAGGAACUCACACACAACGUACAGUACAGUCUGCAGGGCUAACCCGAUUCACAGGAUGCUGCUCAACACUGUUCUACUUCUGCUGUCCUUUGUGGCAUAUGUGACUGCGCAGUACGAGACCCACAGUAUUGGAACAUGUGACCUGGAGCCGUACAUCCUCAAACUGCUGACAUGCGACAAUCACUUCUUCACUGCCAUGAGGAAAGACCCAGACGGGGAUUGUGGCCUAAGGUACAAAGAAGCAGAGUUCUGCUACUGGAAGGAGAUCCGUGAGUGUUAUGUGGAACUGUACGAGGGGGAGAGACUCAACAGUGAGGUCGGCAGCAUCAUGACUCAGUUCCCCUCAGAAGAGGCCUUCUGUGAAGGUACGGGGCUGGGACCCAUCGACUUCAGCGAGUACCACACCAACCCGUGCGACUCCCGGUACACUCAGGAGAGUCAGGACUGCACCAGGGGCCUCAUCAUGAUGUACCAGGACAACCCAGCUGACACAAGGCUAUGCAGCAAAUACAGAGAAUCCAUCAGCUGUGUUCAGCGAGUAACAGACCAGUACUGCACACUGGACCUUGAGGACUUUGCUCACGCCUGGGUCGAUGUGCACAUGAAGAUCGACCACAACCCCUUCUGCGCAGAGAUCACCAGUCUGGGAAACAGAAGUCACAGUUGUGUCCUGCUACUUCUGUUGGCGCUCAUCGCACUUUUGUUUCUUCUGUAGUGCAACAAUUGUACUAGCAUAGUUUCAUCUUGUAGAAAUGGCCAUUUUGCCUAGCCUGGUUACCAUCCGGAUAGUAGUUCACUGUGACGUUUACUAUACACUAUAUACAGUCGCUUCUCACUCCGUCUUAUUAUCUCCGUCUUAUGCUGUUCCUUCUGGGAACCAUGACAUCUUAAACAUUCUGAGCGAAUUAAGGAAUGGGUUCAAGCACUACAGACUGUUAGCAGAAGCGAACAUAGGAGCGAACUACUACCUGGAUGGUACCCAGGCUACAUUUUGCCACCAUCUGUGGUCAUUUUUUAAUUCAUUGUACAAAGUUACUCCCUAAAUCAGGUAUCUCACUGGACUUUGGUUCGUUGGCAGUGUCGCUGUGCU